AUGCGGGCGGCCAUGGUGUCCAGGCUCACGGCAUUUGGCCGCACCGGGAGGGGCCACAGAAUUGCGCUCGACCGCCUUUGCCCUCGUGUGGCUGGCAUCGUCGCGCAGGCGCAGAACACGACGGCACCGGUUUCGCUCCCACUGGAUGAGUUCGCAGCGUUGGUCGAGCGGAUGCGCGAGGAAGCGCCCAAGGAGGCGGUGGAAUCCAUGGAAAUGGCUUUGGCCAGGCUCCGCAAACAACAGAUCGAGCGUGCUGCUCUGAUGAAGCGCAGCUGGAGCGACACGGCCUUUGAAGAAGGAGAGGCGGGGAACGAUCGGAUUUUGGAGCAGUUCGAGCGCGAGUUGGUCUCCAUCCUCCAGCGUUCCAGCCGGGGUCUGGCAGACGCAGAGGUCUUGGGCAAUGCGAUUGACCUCGCUGGAGCGUACAAGAAGAACUACAAGCUGGAGAAAGCGGAGGCCGUGCUGAUUCGAUGUACACGGCACGCGGAAGAGAGGAGCGGGGCCUGGUUGGUGAAGUACUUGAACCACAUGUCUCAGGUGCGGAUGAAGCAGAGCAGGGACGUGGAGGCGAUGGAGAUGAUGUAUGAGAUGGAGUCCCUGGCCACCUUCUCCCUCCACGAGCCGGGUGCUUCGGAGUUCUACGAAACCCUCUACCGCAACAUGAGCUCAUCCCUGCGAAGGAUGGGACGAGAGGAUGAUGCUGCGGUGUACUUCCUCAAGAUGGCAGAGGCGUCCCGGUAUCACAAGAAGCAACUGGAUUGGAUGGACCUCUGGGACCUCGGAAUUCUCAUCGCCAAUCGUGCCUACCAGGCCUCCAGGUGGGAGGAGUUCUACAAGUCUCGGGAGAUCAUUGCGGAGGCGCUCCUUCAGCUGGAAGCCGUCGAGCCCCACGAGCUCAUCUUGCGUGCGAAGGUGCUGAGCAAUUUGGGCCAAUGCUAUCUCGCCACCGAGGAGUUUUCCGAGGCUGAGAAGCAUUAUAUGGAGGCCUACAGCCUCUUCUCUCGAACAGUGGGGAAGCGAUCCCCACUCUUUGGGAUGCAGGCGUGGGCUUGUGGGAACCUCCGCUGUGCCCAGCAGCGCUUCGUCGAGGCCAUCGGCUUCCUGGGCGAGGCCUUGUAUGUUGAGGUGGUCAAGGACGGUCUUUCAGUCUCAGAGAUGAUGAAGCUCGUAGACCAGGUUCUACAUUCGCUUGACCACGUGGUGCGACCGGACGCCAACUUGGACUCGGCCAACUUGGAGCCGCUCCGCCGCGCGUUGAACGAGCUCAUUGAGGAGUCGGUGCUUCACUCUCGUUCCGGUCCCCCGCGUGGGUGGUGA
Messenger RNA from Durusdinium trenchii, 1317 nucleotides. The record is from the annotation of a GenBank genome assembly. Lineage: Eukaryota; Dinophyceae; Suessiales; Symbiodiniaceae.